UAGUGUUGCAAGACUGAUGGCUACAAGUGAUGAUGGUGUCUUGUUUGGUGGAGUGGAAUGGAGCAGCUCUCCCGUUACCUUCCAUAGGAACAAGGGGAGGAAUGUUGAACUAACAAAGAGGAACACAGUAGCCACUAGGACUAAGAGCCAUAACUAUGGUAUAGUGUUCACCAGUGAGCCAGUGGUUGUUGGACAGAUGCUCAAGGUCACUGUGACAGAGAAGGAGGGAGGUUGGGCUGGUGGAAUGCAAAUUGGUUUCACUGGAGAGAACCCGGAGAAUUCGACACUGACACAGUUAACAUAUUUGAGAUGGCGAGAGGAUCACAAGCAUUUACUGAAUAUUAGUGGCCGUACUCUCUAUUACAAGGACAAGAAACACUGUAAACUGGAUUUCAACACUGAUGAUUUUGUAGAGGGUGAUUCCUUAGGAAUGUUGCUGACGCUGAAAAAGGAGGUCCACUGGUUUGUGAAUGAUGUGUGGAGAGGGUCUGUACGUGUGAAGGACUACCCCCUGGACACACCUAUGUGGGGGGUCGUGAGUGUGUAUACACUGUGUAAACAAGUCAAGGCAGAGAUUUGCACUGUGUCCAGAAACCCUGACUCAGAGAAGAGGCUGAGAGAGAUGGGACUAGCACAGGAUGCAACACCUAAAGCAGUGGGAACACAGUCGUUGUUUGCAAGACUAGGGUUUGGAUCAACUAAGUCACGAAAUGAUGUCACAAAAACAGUCUCAACCCCACUUGUGGAAGAUAUUCAACAACAACUAACAAGAGCUAAUGAACUGCUCAUACAAUCACGCUCAGACAUUCAAGAGCUUCAACGAGAGGUAGCUGAAAAAGUCCAAGAAAACACUCAACUACAGCAACAACUAACACUUGCCAAUGAACAGUGGGCAAGAUCCAAUGAACAACUAACAUAUGCCAACAACCAACGAAAAAUAUCUGACACAGAAAACCAACAGCUGAUAGGGACCCUUAGAGGACAAGUGGACGUCCUCCAACGAGGAGUGGCCUCUCUCUCAGCCACCAAUCGUAGCAGCCACCCUCAGGAGGUGGAGUUCUGGCAGGUGUCUCCAGAGGAGGUGUCUAUUAGAGAGGACGAGAUUCUUGGCCGAGGGGCCUGGGGCUACGUUGCCAAGGAAACUUUUAGAGGAACAACGGUGGCCGUAAAACGAGUGUAUCCUGAAAUCCUACGACAGACUACGAUGGAUCGAAUUCGUCGUGAGAUUCGCACCAUGGCUCAGAUCCGCCACCCCAACCUUGUCCUCUUUGUUGCUGCCGUCCUCAACGAGCAAACAGGUCCCAUGAUUGUCACAGAGCUACUGGAUACCUCUCUACGUUCUGCCUACCAGGACAAUCGUGUUGGUCCCAACAAGCGAAGGAUCUUUGGAGACAUCUCCUCAGCUCUGGUUUAUCUCCACCGACAGAGGGAACCCAUCAUCCACAGAGAUGUGAGCUCUGCUAAUGUCCUCCUUCUCUCUCUACCCAACAACAAAUGGGUUGCCAAACUCUCUGACUUUGGAUCAGCCAACCUAGCUCGAGAUGCCACUACUCCUGGAGAAGGUGCUAUCCUGUACACUGCCCCUGAGGCCUAUCCUCAAUCUCCGUACUCCCCACAACCACCACCACAACAGACGACAAAGAUCGAUGUGUACAGUUUUGGAGUGCUUGUUAUGCCUCGAGGCGUAGCCGCACGAGGGAUACGGUAAAGCUGACUGUGUGUGUGUCUGUCUGUGUGUGUGUGUGUGUAUUCCAGCUAUAACUGCUCAACGGUUACAAUGCGACGAAAACUAACAGCUUUUAUAGGCUUCUAGCCACGUUCUCUUGGAUUUUGAUUCGUGGAUUAGCAAACUAAAGCUUCUUUCUCGAGUUAUGGCUAGUUUGACUCACAUUGAAGGCUGUUGCAGUCUCUUCAGAAUCUUUCAUAGCAUCAUCUGUCCGCACAAACUUUCUAUUCAACAUAUGAGUUAGCCUUGCACUAAAGCGCUAGCUUUUUGUUAGCUACAAUACUCAGAAAAUAUCUGUUAAAACAGCUAGCUAGCAGUACAGUAGCCAUUUGUAAAAUUGAUCUCUUUGGACACACCCUUUAAUUAUUCCUGUGGAUGUAAUGCGCAUGCGCGCUCAUUCCCCAUGUGUGAGAAAAUAAUAUCCAAGAUCCAGAUCCAGAUCCUCCUGGCAGAAUCAUCUUUGUCUUGAGGGCCUGGUAAGCCACAAAACACUACCAUAUAACAAUAUAGAUAACAAUAUGCAUGUACACAGGUCUUUUCUUCUUAGAUAUUAUAUACACUGAACUACAGAUCCUGGAAGAAUCAAUUUUCUUCUUUCUUGAUGUCCUGGUAAGCCACAUAAUACAAAAAAUAAUAACUUACAAUAGAUGCAUGUAAAUAAGUCUUUUCUUCUCAGUGACUUUAUAUAGAUAAGCUAACUUUAAUAUAAAAUUCAUUAUAGAUAACACUCUAAUACUUUUGAGCGAAAGCAAAAACAUGGCGAGAGGCAUUAGCACAGCGCCAGCUUGAACACUAGUUUGUGAAGUGGUGACUCGAAC
Molecule: messenger RNA, 2544 nt
Organism: Halichondria panicea
Lineage: Eukaryota; Metazoa; Porifera; Demospongiae; Suberitida; Halichondriidae
Product: probable serine/threonine-protein kinase drkD
Exons: 3
Coding region: 17-1708 (563 amino acids)
Biological process (GO): protein phosphorylation
Molecular function (GO): ATP binding; protein serine/threonine kinase activity
Source: RefSeq, a predicted model, not a curated record